Molecule: messenger RNA, 912 nt
Organism: Bemisia tabaci
Lineage: Eukaryota; Metazoa; Arthropoda; Insecta; Hemiptera; Aleyrodidae
Source: RefSeq, a predicted model, not a curated record
GUUACUGACUUUUUUAUGUCACAUUGGUUUUUUGGCGAUCACGUGAGAUAAACACCUCCUUUUUCAUUUAUGACUUUUUUGCUUCACAUUAUACGAAAAUUAUUUCAAAAUCGGUCACUGCAGCUAUAUAAUAUCUGACGAAUGAGCACUAAUAUCAUAGUUGCUCUUGACUUCAAUCAGUGUGCAGUGUCACUUAUAGCUCCUCAAAAACACCAUGUACAAGUUCAUCGCCCUCUUCGCCCUCGUGGCCGCCGUGAGCGCCCAAUACGGACACCAGGAAUCUUCCUACGGCCAUCACGAGCCAUCCUACCCCUCUGAGCCAAUCAAGUACCAGUACAAAUACGAGGUCAACGACCCCCACACCCACGACAUCAAGAGCCAGGAAGAAAGCGGAGACGGACACUACGUCAAGGGCUACUACAAGCUCGUCGAACCCUACGGUGGAGAGCGCAUCGUCCACUACUCCGACGAUGGACACGGAUUCGUCGCUCAUGUCCAGACCGCCCACAUCUCCCAUCCCCAGGAAUACAAGAAACCCAGCUACGGCCACUCUGCCCCAUCCUACCACUGAAUAACUUAUAUUCACAAAUGAGUCUACCCUCCGUCCAAUAUGUGUAAUAGCGAAAUGCUAGCUAGUCAACUGGUCGAACGAAAGCACGACAUGCAAAGGGAGUCUAUCUGCGAGACUUCUAGGUAAAGUCGUUUUCGUUUCGAAGUUAACUUGUAUGAGAGCUGGUGUGCUCUGGUGCUCCAAUGACCGUAUUAUGCUAAUCGAGCAAACUUAUUUAAUUUUUUGAAGAGGAGAUUUUAAGCGAAAGCCGUACAAGCACUGAUGACCAAACUGCCAAAUUUAUUGUUUCAUUUGUAAAUAUAGUUUUAUGAAAUACAAGAAAUAAAAGUAAAACAAUUCAA